ACCAGAAGCGAGAGAGAGAGAGAGAGAGAGAGAGAGAGGAGGAGGAGGAGGAGGAGGAACGAAACCCUCGUCUCGAGGUCGAGCUGCGGUAGGGUUUACUGGUUUAGUGGGAUGGGAGGAGCCUCGCCGGCGAUAAAGCCUAUCGGCAAAUCAGUGGUGCACCGGAUUUGCUCGGGCCAAGUCAUUUUCGACCUCUCCUCCGCAGUGAAGGAGCUCGUGGAGAACAGCCUCGACGCCGGCGCCACCACCGUCGAGGUCGGCCUCAAGGCCUACGGCGAGGAGUGGUUCAAGGUCGCCGAUAACGGCAGUGGCAUCUCGCCCGGCAAUUUCCAGGCGCUCGCUCUGAAGCACCACACGUCCAAGAUAUCGGAUUUCUCCGAUCUCAACUCCGUGGUCACCUUCGGGUUCCGGGGGGAGGCGUUGAGCUCCCUCUGUGCAUUGGGGAAACUGACGGUCGAGACAAGGACUAAAGAUGAGUUGGUCGGCACACAUUUGGAGUUUGAGCACUCGGGCGUGGUGAUCAGUGAGAGGAAGAUUGCACGGCAAGUCGGGACCACCGUAACCAUCGAGAAACUCUUCUCCACCUUGCCGGUUCGGGGCAAGGAGUUUAGUAGGAAUAUCAGGAAGGAGUACGGGAAAGUGAUCUCCUUGCUACAUGCUUACGCCUUAAUUGCCAAAGGGGUCAGAUUACUUUGCACAAAUACUGUGGGCAAGAAUUCUAAAAUGGUGGUGGUUAAAACUCAAGGAAGCAGUUCACUGAAGGACAAUAUCAUUACGGUCUUUGGUUUGAACACUUUCAAAUGCCUGGAGCCCUUCAACCUGGCCCUCUCUGAAGGCUGUCAGGUAGAAGGUUUCCUUUCCAAGCCUGGACCGGGCACUGGUCGCAAUUCAGGAGAUAGGCAAUUCUUCUAUGUAAAUGGCAGACCCGUGGACAUGCCAAAGGUCACCAAACUUGUUAAUGAACUGUACAGGAGUUCCAAUUCCAGGCAAUACCCUGUGGCUGUCCUAAAUUUUUGCAUCCCAACCACAUCUUAUGAUGUGAAUGUCGCACCUGAUAAGAGGAAAAUUUUCUUCUCAUCUGAGCAUACUAUUUUGUUAUCUUUACGGGAGGCUAUUGAAAAUCUGUACAGCCCUCAACAGUGCAGUUUUUCCAUCAAUCACAUUGAAGAUCCUGAAAAGGUCAAUCACACUGAAGAUCCUGUAAAGGAAGAUGACCCUAUGAUUGAUGAACCUAUUAAAAGCACAUAUUUAAUGGACAAGGAAAAUGUUUCAUCGCCUGAAAAUGAUAACUGCAAGGAAGACACAGAUAGUGAUGAUCAGGACCCACUGAAGGAUCAGAAAGUGAGUUCUUCUGCGACAAGGGCAGCCACUGGAGCUGCAUCUAGAGACAUGAGCCCCUUGCCAAGGAGCCCAGACACUGAGGUUGAUAGAUCUCCUUGGUUUUCAGCAUUGCGGUAUGAGCAGCCAAAAAGACCCCGUGCUGAUUUUAAAAAUAAUCCAGUAAGAGAAAAUAAUGUUAGAACAGGGCUUGCUGCUCAAUCCUCCCCUUCAACUAUUGUUCAGUCUUCUCUUAUGAACUUUCUAUCACUAAACAAGAGGAAGCAUGAAGACAGUUGCAAUCUUAUUACUGAAGCUCCAGUGCUGAGAAGGGGUACAUGCUCAGGGCAAGUGAGAAGAACAAGUUUAGAAGCAAAUGCACCUGGUAUUUCAGAUGCCAACUCACUUCAGCAAAUUAGCCUGUGGGAUCAUUCUCCACAACCUUUUGUACCUAAGAGGACAGAAGUUUCAUUACAGCAUUCUGAACCUCCUAAUGUUGGGUCUCCUGGUACUGAAGCUCCAGUGCUGAGAAGAGGUACAUGCUCAGGGCAAGUGAGAAGAACAAGUUUAGAAGCAAAUGCACCUGGUAUUUCAGAUGCCAACUCACUUCAGCAAAUUAGCCUGUGGGAUCAUUCUCCACAACCUUUUGUACCUAAGAGGACAGAAGUUCCAUUAAAGCAUUCUGAACCACCUAAUGUUGGGUCUCCUAGUACUGAAGCGCAUCUCCUCAAUCCAUGUGAUGUCCACAGUACAGAAUUUGAUGCGGAUGAACAAAAUGGUCGACGCCUUUCAAAUUUUGGUGCUCCCGAUCAAUGUUUGAAGGAUACCGAACCCCCAAAUACACCGUCCAAUAUAACUUUACUUGAUGGUCAUGAUAAUGACACUUCGGUGUGCUCUACAUCAGUAUCUUAUUCAGUGCAGUUUACAAUUGAUAAGCUUAGGAGAAGAAGAAAACGCGGUUUUAUUGUAUCACAUGAAAACAGAGUCCAUUGUUCUGAGAAAACUGCAAGGUGUUAUAAAGCCGCAACACUGGAUAAUUAUGUACCAAAUGACGACGAGGGAAAAUCUAAUUAUUUAGCUGCAGCCACCAAUGAGUUGGACAGGUUUUUCAGCAAAGAUAAUUUUGGAGAAAUGAAGGUUGUUGGGCAGUUUAAUCUCGGUUUUAUCAUCGGAAAGCUGGAACAAGACCUAUUUAUUGUAGAUCAGCAUGCUGCUGAUGAGAAGUACAACUUUGAGAGCCUGUCACAGUCAACAACGUUAAACAUACAGCCUCUUCUUCAAAGCUCGUAUUUCGGUCUCCAUGGCGGUUUGGCAAAAAUAACAUCAACUCGUGAAUGGUUAUGGCCACUGAGACUUGAACUUUCACCGGAGGAAGAAGUUAUCGUAUCUAUGCACAUGAACACUAUCAGAAAAAAUGGUUUUGUUUUAGCAGAAGAUUUGCAUGCUUCUCCUGGCAGUCAUUAUCUUUUGAAAGCUGUACCGUUUAGUAAAAAUAUUACAUUUGGUGUUCAAGAUGUGAAGGAGCUGAUUUGCAUGCUUUCUGACAGUCAAGGUGACUGUUCAAUAAUUAGUAGCUAUAAGAUGGAUAAAACUGACUCUGUUUGCCCUUCGAGGGUUCGUGCCAUGUUCGCUUCGAGGGCUUGCCGAAUGUCUACUAUGAUUGGCGAUCCACUAACGAAAACCGAAAUGAAGAAGAUACUGAAAAAUCUGACAGGACUAAGGUCCCCUUGGAAUUGCCCGCACGGGAGGCCGACAAUGCGGCAUCUUGCAGAUCUGACUAGUAUAAGGUUCAAAGAAGCAAAUUGAAGCGGUGCUGAGAAGUUUCAUUGCGUAAAAGGAAGAAAAUCCAUUGACGCUCAUGAGGAUUUUAUCGGCAACUCCUUGGGUUCACGGGAAUAUGGCAGGAUCUGGGGUGACGUUUUGACAAUUGUUCAAGUGACUGGCGGUCGCGUGGCUUGUUUUCCGCUGCUACGGAGAGCCCGCUUGGAAUAUCGUUUCCCCUCCUUAAAACAUUGGCUGGUUAGAAAACGUCGGGUAGGCUUGUAAGAGGUGGUUGGUUCAUUGUAUUAGGCCUGUAAUGUUUACGCUUGUAUCCUCGUUUAGGCUCGUAAUCAGCCGAUUUAUGGUUGCUGCUGUUAUACACCUGUGAGCUAAAUGCAGUUGUAUAAAGUUACACCAGUUCUAAA
Molecule: messenger RNA, 3503 nt
Organism: Triticum aestivum (bread wheat)
Lineage: Eukaryota; Viridiplantae; Streptophyta; Magnoliopsida; Poales; Poaceae
Product: DNA mismatch repair protein PMS1
Exons: 13
Coding region: 112-3123 (1003 amino acids)
Biological process (GO): mismatch repair
Cellular component (GO): MutLalpha complex
Molecular function (GO): ATP hydrolysis activity; ATP binding; mismatched DNA binding
Source: RefSeq, a predicted model, not a curated record